Messenger RNA from Brassica rapa (field mustard), 12752 nucleotides. RefSeq names its product B3 domain-containing protein At1g32030. NCBI's taxonomy places the organism in Eukaryota, Viridiplantae, Streptophyta, Magnoliopsida, Brassicales, Brassicaceae. Gene Ontology annotation, molecular function: DNA binding. The record is from RefSeq and is a predicted model, not a curated record.
ACGUAUAUGAACUCAAGAUCAAAGUUACAUGCAGCCAACACAUUUUGUGAUAUAUCUCCUUUUCUGUUACGGAAAGAAGCUGCUUCUUUUUUUUGCACCAUUGCAAAUAUAUGUGUACCAUCAAUAGCUCCGACACAAUCCUAAAAAUAUAAUAAAUAUAUGAUCAAAAUAAUAAUGAUAUGAACAGGGAUCAAAAUAAUAUAUAUAUAUAUAUAUAUAUAUAUAUAUAGUAUAGUUAUAAGUACCUUAAAAUAAGGAUAAAAUCUUGUAUUUUCUCUAAUCUUUUGAGGUAUUCCGGGUCCAGCGGUAGCCAUGAAACUUGGUGAAAUUUGGUUUAAAGCUCGCAAAACUUUACGAAAGUUCUCACUUACAGCAAAUUUUGAUCUCUUAAAAGUAUCUCGUGUAUAGCAAUACCUUGCGUUUUGGCCAACUAUUAAGAGAAAAGAUGCAACCAUUUCUUCAAGGCUAAUAUAUCUUGUAUCGGUUAAACCUGUCUUCUCUCGGAUGAGAUUGCAUAACUUCAAGAAAAUAUCUGGAUACAUUCGGUAUAACUCUCUAAAAUUAAGAGGAUCUUCUUUCAACACACUUUCUAUAUAGUCUUGACCAGCUCUUGUGAUUACACGUCGAAUGGGACGUUCAAUUUGCAAUUGAAGUUCUCGUUGUCGCUUCUUCAAACACAUCAGCUGACGAAAAAUUAAGAGCACCAAUAAAGUAAUAUGGACAUCUAACUCCUCAUCUUCAUGUGACAUGUAUGUCUCUUUGUCAUCAGAAGUUUCUUGUUGCCCAAGAAACUCAGGAUUCAUGUUUGAUAAUGUCUACCUAUGAUAAAAAAAAAAAAAGGUUAAGCACGGCUGUUUGACGAGAUGAUCUUACUUUAUUUAUUUGAUCGUGCUUCUUUUCUUUAUUACUAAAUAAGCAACUAACUUAUAAAAUAAUGUAAAUUAUACAUAUCAAAAUUUUACAUUUGACAAAAAAAGAAUGUAAGGUUUCCAUUUAAAUAAGAAACUAAAAUUACGUAAAUUUAACAAAAAGUAUGCAAAUCUAAAAUUACGUAAAUUAAAAAAAAAGUAUGUAAAUUUACAUUUAAAUAAGAAACUAAAAGCACGUAAAUUUUAAAUAAAAGAAAGUAAAAAAAUAUAUGUAAAAAGGAUGGAUAGACAAUCACACAAGGUAAGGCUACAACGCUCUUUGAUUUAUACAUUAUGUAACAUAGUUUAAGCAACGAGUUUUACAUCUCUUGACCUGUCAUAGAGCAAAUCUUAUCCAAGCACAUAUUUAAUUAAUUCCAAUUUUGUUUGUUUGCAUAAUUGCAUGUUUUGGACAUGUUCAAAAGCUUACAACACAGUGGAAUUAUCAAUUUUGAAAUUAUAGAAAAGAAUGAUAAAAAAAUAAUUUUAUUAUAAAAAUCAAAAACCCAAACUAUAAUAAUAGCAAAAAAACCGCAGACUAUAAAACCCACAUCAGAUGAUAAAAAUAAAUAAAACCCCAUCAUAUAAAAUAAUAGCUAAUUCAAAACCUCAUGACAUUAUGUUUAAUCCAACCAUAACGUUCAUCAACGGACAUGCUAAUGAAAACAUCUUUCAUUCCUUAUUGAUGAAUUAUUUUAACUGCAUCAUGACGUACAUGGUCCUCCAAAUCAGAAACUUCUUUGAUUGCUUCCCAUAAGUUAUUCUUUUUUUUUUCUGCUUCUCUUUGUUCAGCUUCUUGCUUUUGUCUUGAUUCCCUUUCUUCUAUUAAAUUGAAAAGUUUCUGAGUGAUCGUUGUCAAAGCGUUAAUCUCAGAGGUAGCUUCUUCUACACCUUCUUUUUGAAUGGAUGGAUCAUCAGCUUUAUGAAGAGAAUUAGUUUUUUGUCUCUUUCGUAGUGGGAGCUUUUCCACAGUAUCAUUUGAAGGGCUGCCUAAAAAGGAUGAUUGUGAUUCAUAAUUUUCUUGAACAUUAAAAGAAAAUUCUUCACCAUUAUUUGGUUGUUCCUUUUCUGCUUCGGCAGUUUCAGUUGUUCGAGCAUCAGUUGUAUCACCCAAUCCAAUCGCGCUUCUGCCAGUUGCUAAAUUCCUUUCAAAUAUAACUUUGAGAUCAUCAAAUUCUUCAAAAGUCUCAUCACGAAAUUUUUUGUAGUUUGGAUGUGCCUAAAAUUAAAAAAAAAAGUUAAUACAAAGAAAAAAAUUUAUAACAAUAUAGUCUUACAUAUCUUUUUACCUUUAUAUAUUCAGUCCACACUUCAUCUGGAGCCGUAAACCGUUUUGUAGUUGCAUCCCAUCCGAACCCAGAACUAAAACGAAGAAGUUCAGCAGCAGCUAGAUACUUUGUUUUCAGAAUCUUCAUUCUGUUUGAGUAGUGCUGAAAAGUUUUGGUGCUCCCAUGCAUUUGAUUGAGAGUAGGUAGGAUUCUUCUCUCCACUGUGAAUUUGCUGAAUAGACCAUUACUAUCACGUAAACCUGCAGCAAUACAAUCUAAAAGUAGAUUUAUCAAAGUUUUAUUUUCUUGAGGACUCCAUUGAACAUAAGAACCUUUUCCACGUUCUUGUGGUUCUUGUUGUGAUUCUUCCAUUGAUGCUCUUUUAGGGUUUUAAAGUGUUUGUUUUUUGUGUUAAUUUUCUAAUGUAUAGUAGAGAUUAUAUAUAACUAUGAUACACCGACCACUACGAUAGAAAUAGAAAACAUAGGAAAAUGUAGAAAUUGGACAAUUGAAAAAAUAGAAAACUUUCAAAAAUGUGAUGAGUGCUCUCAAUGUUUUUAAAUGGAAAAGUUACAAGCACACAACCGUACAAAAUAAUCAUAUCUUUGUGAGUGCUUGUUAUAAUUAACGUAUGCAAUACAUAUAUACGAAACUUGGUGCCAAAAAGAUAUUAGGAAAAUAUAAUACAGAUUUGUCAAAAUAUCAAGGUUCAACUCAAUAUUUGCUCCUUUGUAUUUUUAACUUAAAAUCAUUCAUAAAUCCAUUCAAAUCUAACUUUAAAUCAAAUCUUCAAACAAAUUAUUAUUAUUGAAUAACACCUGAUUUUAAAAUCUAUUUUAAAAUCAUAAAACCAAUAACAAUUGAUUUGAAUAUAGAUUUUAAAAUCAUAUAACCAAUAACAAUGAAUUUGAAUAUGGAUUUUAAAAUCACAUAACCAAUAACACUUGAUUUGACUUGUAUUUUCAAAUCCAUUAAAAUAUAUGAACCAAUAACACCCCCUAAAAUAAUUUUAAAUUCAAGAAAUCAAAAAUAGAUUUUUUUAUUGUAAGAAAAAAAAAUUCUUUACAGAUAUAUAUAUAUAUAUAUAUAUAUAUAUAUGAUUUGAUCUUGGAUAAAUAUCAUGGCGAACAAAUAAUAUAAAAUUAUUUGAGAUAAGUGUACUAAGAUUUCUUAAAGAUUUUAAAACAUCUAAUUAUCAGAUUUACUGAUUUUCCUAGAGAAAAAAAUGGAAAACUUUUAAAAACAGAGAAAGGAAAAUAAUGGGAGGCUUGGUUUCCAAGUAAGUUAAAAAGGAAGAGUUUCGAAACAUAACAGUACCCAAUUAGGAGCUCUUUAGCCUUUACUCUCUCUUUAUAAAAUCACAUCAAAUUAAUCUCUAAUAAUUCUCAUCCUCUCCUCUUUCGUUUGCUUUGAGACCCUAAACUAUGUCGACGAGAAAGAGAGAGGAAAACACAGAGGGUAUGUAUUACGAUGAUCAUCUUGCGGCUGCGGAGAAAGAGAUAAGCUCGAGAAAUUUCUGUACCUUGGUUGAUGCGGCCGUCCUGUUAUAUGAAGAAGAAGCAGAAGCAGAAGCAGACCGUAUAUUAAAAUCGGGGACUCUGUCUGAAAAAGAAGAAGACAUCGAGUAUGGAUUUUUCAAUGCCUUCCCAAGGAAAAGAAGGAGCCCGUCGAAGAAAUUUCUCCGGUCACAAAGCCAUGAAACCCUUAAUGAAGCUUCUACUUCUUCAUCACUUUUCGACCUUAACAAGACCCCAGAUGAUUCUGAUACAGAAGAAGCUCCAUCGAACCCUCUUCAGUGUUUUUAUGUAACUGCUCAUCCUUCUUCUUCUUCAACCCUAACAGAGAAGACAAACCGCAAGAGACGUGCCCGGCAAGAGAAGCGUAACACUGGUGGUAAAUCCAAGAAAGUUAGGGUUCCUCCUUUUUCAUGGAAAGGUAGAGCUACUCCGGAGUGGCUGGUCAGUUUACUGGAAGCAAUGGCAGCAACGAGAGGAGAGCUUGUAACCGAAGGCCCGUGGCUCAUCUUUGAGAAGAAGCUGACCAGUACAGAUGUCGACCCGGCACAGAGCCGUCUCUUAUUGCCUUUCAACAGCCUAAUCCGUAACGACUUCUUGACUCCCGUGGAGUUGAGAAUCGUAGCAGAGCAUCAAGAUGGAAAGAACGGAGUUGGGGCGAUGCUAGUGGAUCAGCACAAGAAAAAGUGGGGUUUGAUUUUGAUGAGGAGGGAGAUGUUGAAAGGAGCAGGGAAUGGAACCUUGAACUAUGCUUUGAUCUGUGGGUGGAACGAUGUCGUUCAGGGUAAUGGUUUGAAAGAAGAUGACGACGUCAGUGUUUGGUAUUUCAGGUGGCGCGAACGUCUCUGCUUUGCCCUUGUUCUUCCUCCUCCUCCUCCUGACAUGGCACACAGUAGCUCAUCUCUUGAUCUCUCUGUCUGAAAUGUUUAUCAUGUCUGUUGUUGGUUGAUCUAUUCUCACUGUGAUCUAAUGUCAGGGGAUUGUUGAGGUUUUUCUUCGAUUUGUCACUAGGAGUGUGAUCUGUUGUUUUAGAUCUUUGCUAUUGUAUGAAGUUAACAAUUUAAUAUGAAUCUGGUAUCUUAUUUUGCUCUGCUUUAGUUACUGCAUUGAUUAAUUUAUUCUUUUCAUUUCUCGAAUAUGUCUCCAAGGAUAAACCUGUAUGGUGGAAUUGAUCUGAUCUCUCUAGUUUCAAUCGAACAAGAAAGUGGCAUAGUUAUAUAUAUUGGGGAUGCAUCUGCAGAAUCUUUGGGACCAUUUAGUGUCUCCUAACGUCCGCCAAACAACACCUUAACUAUGGUAAACGACAUUUUAACCAUUUUGUAGAACUUUACAAGGUUCAAUCAGUAAGAUAACGAGUUGAAGGUACCAUUUGAUCGUUAUGGUAACUGGUGUACUGCUUAAAAUGAUUAUCUAUCAAAUAGAAACUCCAUAAAUUAAUAGUAGUAUAAAUUAAUAAACAAUAUAAAUUAAUAAAUUCUAUCAUUUCUGAAUUAAACUAGUUUUAAAUAUAGCACAAUUCGAUAAACAAUAAGAUAAUAAAUUGUCAAAAUCCUUAUAUAAAUAUAUGGUCCAAAUAUAAACAUAAAUUAAUAGCUAAUAUAUAUAUAUAUAACAUAUAUAUAAAUUUGAAUAAACAUUGUACAAUUUAUUUUUUAUUUAUAAUUAAGUACAUCUUCAACUUUUUAAGCACUUAAAAAUAUUUUGAUGUUAUUUUGUCGAUUACACCUAAAAAUGCAUCUACGUUUUAUAGUACAUAUUUUCUACAUAUCAAAUAAUCAAAUGAGAAUACUAUAAAUUUAUAUCUGUAAAUAGAAGUCAAACUAUAAAUUUAUAUCUGUAAAUUGAAGUCAAUUUAUAUACCGUAAAAAUCAGUUAUUUUCCUAUUUUAAAAUAAAAAUAUAUUUCUAAUUUAUAAAUCAUGAAAAAUCUGUAGAUUCAUAAAAUAUAAUAAUCCAAACUUUUAUAAUUUAUGGAUUACUAUAUAAACAAAACGAGAAAAACAAUGCAUUCUAGAGAGAAUGACGCUAAGGCUGGGCAAAAAAAUCUGAAUAUGAAGAACCGAAAAAGAAAUACAGAAUCCGACGAAUUGGUUGAAUUUCCAAAUGAGUUAAAAAUUUUGGUAUCUAGAGAACCAGAAUCAAAUCCGAUACGAACCCAAUUAUUUCGGGUAUCCGAAUAGAUUGGAAUCAUAUUUUAUGAUUAAAUAUGUUAGUUAUUUUUAUAAUAUCAAAAAAAAUAUCUAAAAUGUAUAAGAUAUUUCGAAGCUGUCCAAAAUACUUGAAAAUAUAUCUCUACUAUAUAAAAGAGACUAAAUUGAAACUUUUUAAAGCUACUAGGGUUUGGCUCGUCCUACGGGCGGGUUAGCUACUGACCGGCCCCUUUCAAAUUUUACUUCGAGCGGGGUAUGCAAAAGUGUUAAUGUAUAUGUUAGGAGGUGUUUUGUCAAUUGACUUAGACUUCAUAUGUAUUUGAACGUAUGAGUUUAUUUGAAAGGUAAGAUGGUGUGAUCUGAUAUUUUUUGGUAAUGUAAAAUAGUGGCAUUGGUAUGAGGGUUGAGGGCAUGCAGUUAAAGGCGUUGUGUGAAGGACUUUUAAACUCUGUACUUUUGUGUUUUUUUUUUGUGUGAACCGUGAGCUAGUGGAGGAAGCCGGAAAAUUAUUUUGUUUUCCUUCAGGAGGAACUGUAGUGUAUAAGUAGUGGUGGUUGGGACUUUCUUUUCUUAAAGAAAAACUUCUUCACCAUUUAACAGAAUCAGUGUAUUGCCGGUAGUGGAUGGUAUAAAAUGAUGUAGAGGUUUACAACAUUGACGUCUAGCAGCCAUUGUUUUACUCGGAUCAACUAUUGGUCUGACUCCUAGUUUCUUCCUAACUAUCUCAGUUACAACUUGAGAGGUUCGUUUGUUUAUAGUAUUAAAUACAUGCUCAAGGGGGACCUAAGCUACUUCAACUGAGGCUGAACAUAUUUAUCAUUAACUGAUUAUCUUUUUUUUUUCUUUUCCAAAAGACUGAUUAUCUAUGACUAUAUGACUAACAUAAAAUAUGUCUUUCAAUUACUCAAUUUGUCGGCCUCAAUAGCAAGCAUAAGCGUUACUCUAGGCGACGAUACUUCGACGGUUUGUAACACCUUCGGAGUCGUUGACUUCGUCAACUCAUCACCUGCACAUCCAUCAUUAGUAGUUUUUUUGGGCCGUUAUUUAAAACGUAGAACAUUUUAAACGUUGAUGCGUCUAUAAGAUUGGUGUUGUUUUCAUUUCUUUCACCAUGAAAGAUGUUUUAAUAGUUUAUACAUAAAUAAGUAUAAAUAUGUUUUAGUUUUAGUUUUUUUUUUUAAAUAUCUGUUUGAUAAUUGUGUUGCUAAUUAUUUGUUUUAUUUGAUGUCAGUAUUUAUGUUCACAUUAUUUCUUUUUAGUUCUUCUAAUAGUUUGUAUUGUGUUUAUUUGACUAAUAAAACACAUCUCUAUAUUUUGAUGCAUAUGUACUUUUAAACAGCGUUUAAUUGAUGUAUCUUGUAAUUUAAUUAUUUUUAUAAUGUAGUUUUAUACAACGUAUGUAUUUUGUAAUUUUUAUCUUUAAAUCAUGAUUAAAAAGAAAUAUGUGGACCUUUAUGUUAGUAUAGCUUUUUAUUUUCUUUAUUCUGCUAAGUUAAUUUUUCUAAUACUUUUUGAUCAUGUACGAUUUGUAAAUGUGGUUGCAUAUUAUUUAUUUUCUCUUUUGAGUGCAUUGAUCCAAAGACGUAAAAUUUCUUGAGAUUCAGUGUUUUUUUAUUAGUUCUUAUUUGAUAAGUUGUGAAAAAGAGAAGAUCAUAAUGAAUUAUAAUACAUUUGUUUUUACCUUUUUUAUAUUUUAUUAUUUUUAAAAUAGUUAUUAAUUUUUCAUUAGACUAAUAUCGUUUUAUGGGAAGGUGAAUGUUUUAAGUUUGGUUGGAUUUGAGAAUAUAUCCUAAAUUAUUAUUUAUGUUAAAUAAUUUUAAGUAAAUAUAGAAGAGAAAUAUAACAUUUAUUUAUCAGUAUUAGUUGUUCGUUGUUUUACACAAUCAUCACCAUUACUAUUAGUCGGCUUUUUCGUUCAGUUUAGUCUGAUUAACAAAUUUAAAUAUAAAACACAGUAAGGAUUAUACAGAGAAAUUUUUUUUUCCUUGUCACUGUCGUCGCUACGUCAUUCGAGCUUCCUCAAUGUUAUAGUUUGUUCAUACGCUUAAAUUUUCAUUUUCUUGAUCUUGUUUGUGUUGCUUGUGCUGCUUUUGUUACAGUUUAAACUUGACCAAAAUAAGACAGAUGAAUCAGUAACAUCCUUUUAGAUGGUAGGAGUGGUUUGGGGAGUAUGUAACUUGAUUGAUCUUUUAAACCAUCUAUACCUUUUGUAUUUAUGGCGGGUCUACAACGCAAUAUCUCUCGAUUCUACAGCCAAAAUUGUCAUUGUUGGCUAUGGAUUCAAGUAUUUGUGCAUCAUAUUGACCAUUGUUGACGACCUUGUGAGUUUCAAAACUAUUAUAGCAAAAACUGGAGGUAUACCGUUUAAAAGAAUACUCCAUUGUAUUAAAAAUAUUGGCUUCAAUAAUAAUGCAGAGAAUGGAGAUAAAACUCUGAGGGGAAGUUUGAGUUAGUGUAGUUUCUGUUGGCUUCUUUUUGUUCUGGAGUAUGAAAAUCUGUUGAUAUCUCUUAAUAACCUUCUCUAUUUCCAUCAUCAUCUCGUAUUUGCAAAUGACAUGAGUUGUUUGUAGCUCCAGAGGCUGAAGAGCUAAAGCGGUACCGGAUUAACAGUCUUCAAUCAUUUUAACAAACUGGGUGAGGCAGUGAAAUUGAUAGCGAUGGUUGCAUCUGAGAGCUCCUUUUUCUUGCUUAUUUAGCUAUAAGCAUGGGAAAACAUCAAUAAAGAGAAUAACAUUUUAAAAAAAACAUAUCCUAAUAAGGAACCUCGUUAUCGGAAAUUUCAUUGUUCUUCAGCGCAAUAGCUACAAAGAAAAGCUCAAACGUGAACUUUUUAGGUUAUUCAACUCUAUUCCACUUGAAAUAUUUAAGAUACUUAAGAGCUCCUUCACGCCUAUUAAUCUAUAAACAUGGAAGAAAACAUAGAGUGAGAAUCACAUUUUCAUAUCCUAAUAAUGAACCUCAUCACCGGUAAUUUCUUUGUUCCUGAGAUGUUGCAAACUUAGUCACAAACCCAUGUGUACAUCUAUAUAUAUAGAGGAUACAAACAAAAAAUCUCUUUGUCACAAAAUAAACUAACAAUAUAAAAGCCUAGAUAACAAUGCCAAGGUAUACCUUUUACAGUCUUCCAUUUCGUGAUUCUCAACGAAGAAGCUUGAGUAAGAGACAAAUGUGGAUCCCAUAACACUUCAUUUUCAUCAUCAUUGUCAUAAAGAAUGCUUUUUAUCAGCUUUAUUUUUGCUUCUGAUUUCUCCUCUUAUCCCGCCAUUUGGAAUAUUACUAUGUGUUAUAACAAAGUUCACAUCCAUGUGAAGCUAGCUAGAGAUUACCCACUGUUCAUAAAUAAUUUGGCCUCUUAUACCCUAUUCAUCAAAUCAACGAUCUUGCAACUGAUUCAUUUUGUUGGUGUAAACAUGGCUAUUUUUCAAGUGGAGAUCACUUGCAAAAGUAACAAAGCAAUAGGCAAAUCUUCAAGAACAAAAACGUAACUAAAAAAGAAACUAUUAUCUUUGUUGUUUGGGAAGUUUACAGCCUCUUGCGAGCCAUUCUCUGCUACCAUAAGUUUGCCACUGUGACUACUACUCGAGCCUCCACAGGUACCAUAUUAACGUUGCUACAUCUAUCAGAGCAGUGAGUAAUUUUAUCCAGUGGAAUCACUGAUGCAAUGUUUCAAACUUUCUUUAUUAGUCCUCAAUGUCACCACUCCUAUUAAACCUAUAUAUGCACCAAAAAUCCAAACAUCUUGACUCUUCAUAAAGUACCAAUCUUGAGUUAAUCCAAGAUUCUGUUACGAUAUUUUUGAUCAGUAUAAAAGAAAUAGCAACAACGAUAUCAAAACCAAAUAUCCGUCAAAACUUUAAAUGCCCAAAAUAUAUAUUUUUAAGUUGCUAAACCUGUGGUUACGCCGGCAGUGAGUAUCCGCAAAGGUCGCCGGCGGAAGUAAUCACCACAUCGUUUUAGCCAUCUGCUCAUCCUUCCCAGAGCGCAAAGACGUGACAGUGGCUGCUGCAAUAGUAGUAACAGCUCUAGCCACACCAGAGAACAGCCUGGAUUCAAUGAUCUUGAUGAAAACAAAAUAGGAGACAAAAUAUUAAGAGCAAAAUCAAAUCAGAAGCAGUCUUUUAAGAAUAUACAGUAAAAAGAGAGAGAGAUGUAUGAGCGAUUUAGGGGUUUUGAGAGAGAUUUGAUGAGGAAUCAGUGGAAGAUGAAUGGAUGCUUCAGAUCCGUUCGAAGAAGGUAGCCGACUUUUGAUUUUGGUUCAAAUCCAUCGAAAUAAUAUCAAUUUAUAAUAAUCUCUUGAAGACUCUUCGUAUGAUCGUAAAUCACAUGAAUCAUAUACGACGAAAAUGGAGAUGAAGAGUCUGCGAUCCCUUUCAUCAAAGUUGGACGCUCUGGUGAUGUGGCAAAAAUCUGAUUUUCUAUUGGUUGAUUAUUUGUGAGGACGUGGACAGCAUGAGAGGAGCUCUUAUUCAACUUUUAGUAUUGUAUUGAUUCACCUAUGAUAAAAUAUUCAUAGCCAAUAAAACUGACAUGUCAUCAUCAAUCUCAACACAUGUCACUUUAAAAACACUUGACUAAACCGAUUUCUUUAGAUUGAGCUUUUGUCGUGUUUUUUUCCAGGGCCAGUGCUCCGUGUGGGCCUGUAAAAUAUUUAUCUCUCUUAAGUCUUAAAAAGUUUCAUUUUUUUUUAUCCCAUAUAGUUUUGAUAUCUUCCCUAUUUAGCUCUCACCUCCUUCUCCCUAUCGUCGUCCAUGGUGAAACUGUAACGUCAAAGAUUCCACUUCAUCAUUCCAAGUUACGUUUUGCUUCGUAGUUAUACCAAGCAUUAAAGAUUACCACUAAACCCACUAACUCCACUUUUUAAAACCUUCAGCGUCUAUAUUCCGUAUAUAUAUAUUGCUCUUGAGAGACCAUGAUUCGUCUUUUUAACUUUGCCGAAAUCAGAUUUUGUGUCCUACCACACAGAACCCCUUCGAACAUCAUGACCUCUCAAAUUCCUUUCUCAGAGUUGAAGGCAGGCUGAUGUAGACAAGUUGUUGAGACAAGGCUGCUUUGAUUUUGUGAGGCUCAGAAUGUGAAGAAAGGGGGCGAGCGUAUGGCUGUUGAUAUGCUGCUCAUUGAUGGGGAGUUAAGCCGGUUCAUUAUUCCAGUUAUUACUUUAAGGUUUUGAGCUAUUGAUGUUAACAUCUCCUGAAAGAAGAAUCGGCUUAUGAAAAUGUUUUUGAUGUUGCAAGAAACAGCCCGAGCUUCAAGUUUGGUGAUGCCUCAGUUGCUAUUAGAUUCACAGACCAAACCGUAUUCUUGAAGAUUCAGAAACAGCUGAACCUGUUCCGCCUGAGAGUUUCCGAUUCCACAAUUAAGAAUAACUCAUGGUGCUAGCCAAUAUGAACAAUGAUCUGCCAGGUUAGUUAGCCUUAUAAUCCCAUAGAAGUAUUGUAGUAAAGUUUGUAUUCAUUUUUGUUUUUGUAAGCAGAUGUUGUUGGGGAAGUUAAGGGUAUUAGAACAAUUUUCAACAAGGAGACACAAAGUAUUCAACGCAUCACAGUUACCAUAAUGAUUGAGAAUUAUGUGAGAAGUCUCUUGCUUUAAUUGUGUCAAGGUUUCUAUUUUUUCAAACUUGAGCAUACACACUGCUCUAACUUUAUCACUUUCCAGUGAAACAAUUGUCUGCGAGUGUAUUGGACGGCCUUGCGAUUGCGAAGCUCUUGGAUGAACUGUUGAUAGCCUCUGGUGUAGAACCUAAGGUGUUAUUAUCUACCAAUGUCAAUCCAAAGUUAGUUGGAGCCUUGGAGGUGAAAGCCUACACUCUUAUGGUGACGAUGAUGAUACUGCUGUCUACAUUAUUUUACUUAAACAACCUCUGUUUGUUCAUCUAUUUGAGGAGAAGAGCUUAAACAAGUUACACAUAGACACAGAGAGCUAAGCAUGGGCACGCCACACUUCUAAAUUCAAACCAAAAUUACAACCAUGGUACUGAAAAACUAUUUCUUUUUAUGUUUCACUAGAUUCUAUUGGUAGCUUUAGUUAAACCCUUAUGUAUUGCUUCAUUUUAGUUAAGCGAUUCCAGGAAACAUCAUGGGAGGGGGGAGGUCAAAGCGACCACUAUCUAUUGAUUAAACUCAUUAUUCUUUCUUGAGAAAUAUUGAAAGGAGAAAAGUAUAUAAAGCCUUAUACCUACAAUUAUCUGCUCAAUGGUUUAGCUAUCUUUUUUAGCUCACAACAAGUAUGUAUAUAGUUCUUGAUCAUUGUAUAAUAAGAUUUUCUACAACUUAUUUUCUGUCAGCUUGCCUUGAAAAGAACAACACCUGCUCAUGAAUGGCCUGGACAAAAUCGGUUACAAUGCUACUGUGAUGGCUGAAGGACAAACAGGUCCGCCAAUGAUCCAAUAGAGCCACCUGUUUCUGCUGGUUACAAUGGAGAGGAAGAUUUAACUGUAGAGGAAGGGUGCUCCACCAAGAAUACUCGCACCGACUAAGUGUUAACACCCGGUUUGAUUGUGACUCUUAACUGUCUUCCAAGAUUCGACACGAAGCUUGACAACUCCGACAUCAAUGGCCUACCACAAAGCUUGGAUCUCUUGCUAUUGCAGUGGGUGCAUAUGAUGUAGGGAAACUGAAUUUGGAGCUUGAGGUUCGAAUGAUAAGUGUCUGCAUUCAGCUUGGUUUUAAGGACCAACCAGACACUGACACACUUCUGUGCAAGGUCUUUCAUCAAGAUAUCCAUAGGAUAGGAAUGACAAAGGAGGACAAGGAAUCUCAAGUUUGGCAGUAUAAUCUAAGAUGAUGUAAAGGAUCUUUCUGAUGUUAUUCUUUUUCUUCUCUUAAUUUGUUAGCCGGAUAAUUUUGUGCGUAUGUCGUAUGAUGAUAACAUUUUAUCUAUGAUUGUAAAUAUCUAAUAUGUAUAUUUGAUGUCUUAA